Messenger RNA from Poecilia latipinna (sailfin molly), 6255 nucleotides. RefSeq names its product FCH and double SH3 domains 2 (gene fchsd2). The transcript has 21 exons. Gene Ontology annotation, cellular component: recycling endosome; neuromuscular junction. Gene Ontology annotation, molecular function: protein binding. Gene Ontology annotation, biological process: neuromuscular synaptic transmission; regulation of actin filament polymerization. The record is from RefSeq and is a predicted model, not a curated record. Lineage: Eukaryota; Metazoa; Chordata; Actinopteri; Cyprinodontiformes; Poeciliidae. The annotation marks the transcript as partial.
UGCUUUCAGGCUCUCCAGAAGUUAGCAAGUCAGUACCUGAAGAGAGACUGGCCUGGAAUCAGCCCCGACGACCAGAGAACAGAUUAUAGGAAUGUGUACGCUGUUUGGAGAGCCUACUUAGAGGGAACUGUUCAGGUGAGCCAGUCGAGACUGAAUGUAUGUGACAACUACAAGAGUCAAAUAUCAGAACCUGCCAAGACCGUUAGACUCUAUAAGGAGCAGCAGCUCAAGAAGACCAUUGAUCAGCUGAGUGGCAUUCAAGCAGAGCUGCAGGAGUCGGUGAAGGAGUUGGCGAAAGCCAAGAAGAAAUACUAUGACUGCGAGCAGGUUGCGCACGCCGUACGAGAGAAGGCCGACAUAGAGGCCAAGUCCAAACUUGGACUUUUUCAAUCAAGAAUUAGUUUACAGAAGGCAAGUGUGAAGUUGAAAGCAAAGAGGAGUGAUUGUAACUCCAAAGCGACACAGGCCAGGAAUGACUACCUGCUAACGCUAGCUGCUGCAAACGCCCAUCAUGACCGCUACUAUCACACAGACCUGCUGCACUGCAUACAGGCCUUGGAUGGGAGAAUCUAUGAGCAUGUGAAGGACUACCUGGUGGCUUUGUGCCGCACUGAGCUGGAGGCCUCGCAGGCCACUCACAGCACCUUCCAGUUCCUCUUAGAAAAAUCUUCCAGGAUAAUACAGGAGUUCAACCAGCAGUUGUUCAUGCAAGAGAACCCCGUGUUUCACAAGGCGCACGACUUCCAGUUCCAGGCCAGCGAAUAUGACAUGACUCUGAGCUCGGUGCAGCAGCUGGUGGACAUUGAGCCGUCGCCCGUCAGUGCCAUGAGAAUGACCCUGGCACAGAAAGCUUAUAGAAAUUGGCCCAAUAAUUUCAGCACGCUGAGCCGUCAGCUGGAGUCGGAGUCCGGAACGACCGAGGAGCACAGUCUGAACAAAGAGGCCAGAAAAUGGGCAACCAGAGUGGCCAGAGAGCACAAGAAUAUUAUUCACUGCAAGCGAUCUCUGGAAGAGUGUGAAAGUCAUGGCCUGCCUCCCACUGAGCAGGGCAGACUAGAUCUGGAGCUGAAGAUCGAAGACACCAAAGAGAUAAUGCGGAAAGCUGAGACAAUAAAGUUGAAAGCUGAGGCUCGAUUGGACCUUUUGCGGCAAGUUGGAGUGGCUGUAGAUACUUGGCUGAAGAGUGCAAUGAACCAGGUGAUGGAGGAGCUGGAAAAUGAACGCUGGGCCACCUACACUACCCACGAUCCCUCACUGUCGGGCACAGUGGACUUGGAGCGUGAAGAGGGAGAGGAGUGUGAGGAGAACAUGGAGGUCUUCGACGACAGCAGUUCCAGUCCCUCGGGAACCCUGCGCAAUUACCCGCUAACCUGCAAAGUGCUCUACUCCUACAAGGCGUCUCAGCCGGAUGAGCUAACCAUCGACGAACAGGAGAUGUUGGAGGUCAUUGAGGAUGGAGACAUGGAGGACUGGGUCAAGGCACGCAACAAAACGGGUCAAGUGGGCUACGUCCCGGAAAAAUACCUCCAGUUCCCGACUUCCAACAGCCUGCUGAGCAUGCUCCAGUCCCUGGCCACGCUGGACGCUCGAUCACACACCUCCUCUAAUUCAACCGAACCGGAGCUGCACUCUGGCUGCAUCAACGGAGACACAAACAGGCUGACAAGGACAGCAUUAAUCAGAGAGGCAGGCAAGAGAACCAUGGUACUUCUGGAGGAGCUGCAGAUUCACCUAUCAGCCGCGUACGUCCGUGCGCUUUACGAUUACGAAGGCCAGGCGGACGAGGAGCUCUCCUUCUCCGAGGGCGCCGUGAUCCGCCUGCUGAACCGCGACACUCAGACGGACGACGGCUUCUGGGAGGGCGAGCUGAACGGCCGGGUGGGGGUGUUCCCCUCCGUGCUGGUGGAGGAUCUGACCGAGAAUGGGGAGACGAGCGGCGGAGCACUGAAUGACACACAGAUUUCUCCGUCUUCAAAGUUGCCGUCUUCCCUGCCGCCUUUGCCUCUGUAUGACCAGCCUCCCAUCAGCCCUUUCACCAGCCCGGAGACCUCCACUCCCCCUCCUCUGCCGCGAUCCCCCUCCACUGCGCUCAACGGGGAGCACAAGCUUCCUCUGCCGGCCUCCUCACACAAGGGACAGCUGUCCUCUCACAAUCAAAGCUCUGGCAGGAGUCCAGUGUCUCCAGGAUUUCCUCAGACUCAGCCUCUACGAUUCACAGCUGAAGGAGGCGGACCGGGCAAACUACGGCCGGUGCGAGCCGCUCCGCCUCCACCCAAACAGCAACCAGCUAGGCGACCGCAUGAGAAAAGCGACAAGACGGAGGAAGUGGAGAUCACGCUGGUGUGACGGACGAGCUUGGCAGACUGAUGACGUUGCACAAAAGACGGAAGCAGACCUUGAUGCAGUGAGCGUGAACUCGCUCUGGACUGAUGCGAGCGCAAAUGAAGGGAUGAGAAGUUAAUUCGAUCGAACCACACCGACACUGCCGGACGCUCUGCAUCUUCUCUCAUCCCCAAGCCGAGGAAGAGAAGGAGCAGGGAGGCAGGGUAAUGCUUGGCGUGUCCAGUUAAAUCAGCUCCUUUUUAGCCCUCUAAUAAAGUGCAGCAUUGUGUUCCUUUGCCCCCCCCGUCCUUCCAGUCUGGCCUUAAAACGUCGCCUCACACAGCUAGUUAGAGCGGGCUGAAGAGAGGAAGGAGAGAUGGGGAACACUUAUUGAUGGGGUCUUUUGAAGCUCGCGAGUUAUGUAAGGCAGUUCUUCUCCUCUGCACUUUCUAAACCCCUUCACGACAUCUCAGAGCCCAAAAAUGUUAAAAGUCAAGCAAAACAUACAGCUUGAGAUAUUUGUCACACUAUUAAAAUUUGUUUUCAGGUAUAUUUAAAGCCCACCAAAAAACUACAACAAGUGGUAAAAUUAGGAGCAAAGGUUCAAAUAGGUUAAAAGCCACCAUGAAGCACAUGGGAUUGGAGCAGCUGUUUCAAAUGUUGUUGCUUUACUGGCAGCAUUUCAUUUAAAUCUGUCAUAUUUUUAAUUGAAACCGACUGACAUCUUUGAUUGAAGUCUGUGGAAAAACAGGAAAACUACAAACUGAGAUCAACUCAGUCAUGUGGACGAGCUUCAGGUCCCCAACAGUCUGAGAACAGACAGUUACAGCAAAAGGUUAACAGACAUUUACCGUGAACAUGACAUCAUGCUAGUUUUUGGCAUUUAUUAACAAUGAGUUUAAGCGACUCCCUCUCAGUGUAACAAUUUUUUUUUUUUUUCCCCAAACAGGAAGUUGGUGCACAAGUUUGGGUUUAUUGGAAUAAGUAAUUGUCUUCUCAUAAAAUGGUUAAACAAUAAAAAAAAAGGCUAUGUGCCUCAAAAAACACAAUUAUUCUGUCUUAUGUGCAAUAGUGCACAUAUACAUUUAUCCCUUGAAAUAUUUGGCUAAAUAUCCCGUUGGAGAGUUUAACUGUGUUCUUUUAAUGACCAUCAACAAACUUCUGAUAUAAUUGUGGUUUGAUAUUGGAACGACUCCUCUUGGCAGAAAACGUAGAGGGUCUUUAAACUGGUUGGCUUCCAGGUUCGGAUCCAGCUUUGAAGCAUGGCCCCGUACGGUUUCAGAUGGGUUGAGGUCAGGACGUUCCGAAGGGGAAUCAAUGCUAGCCAACAGUUUGUCCCGUUGGCGAACCGGUUUGUGAUACUUCUGACCCUGUGAGGGUCACACCAACUUGUGUGCAGCCAAGUCUUGCUUUUGAAAUUAGUAGUUGUAUGUUAAGUCCACCCAUUUGAAUUCAUCCUUAAAGGCUGAAAAUGGACACAAUACAUGUUUUCCCACCUUUUCUCAGGGACUACGUCUGAUGUUUUGCAAGUUUUGAGGCUCUGUUAAAAAAAGAAAAAAAGAAAAAAAAAGAGGAGACAUGGGGGGGGGACAAAGAAAGAAGUCAACUUUUUGUCGGGGUGUUUCAGAGUGCAGAGCAGGGCUGAGGGACGUGGACAGAAAACCUAGACUGGGUUUACUUCCAGCCUCUCUCUCUCUCGCGCUAUAUAUAGUCAUUAUCAUUAUACGUAUUUAAUGUGUAUUAGUACAGUACAUUACUGUUGUCAUAGGAAUGUUUAUGCACAUGGUUUCAUAUAGACUAACUGAGCUGAAGGGAAUACCCUGUCUGAUAUGUAGUGGAAGUUUUACCUUCAUCAUGUCCUGAAAAGGGUGUUGUAAAUAACAGCAGGAAGGAGAGACAGAAGGAGAGAGAGGAGGAGGAGAAGCAAGAGCCGAGGGAGGCUGGAUCCUCUCUUUUCUUGUGCUCGCCUCUCCUCCCGUCUCCACUUCACGUCUCUCCUCUCAACGUUCUGUCAAUGGGCAGUCGGUGUGAAUCAGUGACUAUAAUAUACAUACAUACAUACAGUUACAAUAUAUUACACACACGAGUUGUUAUAUCUGCUCUCAUUCUGUGCGCUGUGUGGUUUUCCUUUCAAAUGACUGAUCGAGGAAAGCUGCUGGUGCUUUGAAACGCACCGAAUCUGUUGGUAUUCACUAUGUGCUAGCAAAACAAAACAACAAAAACAUUUGUUUGAAACUUUAAAAACUGUUUAGGGCCAGAAACAAAGACUGAAGUUUUCCCUCAUUAGAGAUCAUAACUCAAUUUGCAUUGAUUUUCUUCAUCUGUUCAGCUUCAACAUUCAUCCAUGUUUACUUGACAUGAUUUUGGUCACAAGGAGGACUAAAAAUAACGCAAAAUGGAGCCUAGUACAAAUUUGUGGUGUACUCAAAGUAAAUAAAUACCCCUCGUCAUGUACUAUUCAAGCCUUUAAAAGUCCUUCCCUAAAGGGCGUAGUAGCACUUUUAUUUGUACCUUCCCUGGAAAGUAGCAGUACCCUCUUCUAGCAUCAGCAUGGUUAGAGACGACUCUUAUAGGCAAUUGUAGCGACAUGCAGACAUGGGUAUGAGUUUCAUCUUUUCAUACUGACACCCCAGAUGCUCUUUAAUUAAGGGUGACUGAUGCUUAAAACAAUGAUGCACUCUUCAAAAGAGGUGACUUUUUGUAAUGUCAUUUGGUGUUUUUCUUGAAUUAUGAAAGAAAUUUUAAUGAUUGGUAUUUUUCUUUUUUUCUUUUUUGGACUCUUGUGAUAAUGGGAGCUGGUCAUUUUUCCCUUUAUGCCUUAAAUAUGUUUGCAGUGUUCAUUGUUUUGCAUGAUUUUGUACCCAAGCAGUGAUUUAAUAUAAUUUUUUAUAAGUCUGAACCACAAUUAGCAGAAAUAGGAUAUAGUGUGACAUAUAUACACAUAAAAAAUAUACAAAACCCUUACAUCAUACAUGGAAUUGGUAAAUAAUUUUUUUAUAACUCAUUAAGUCAUCAAAUUACAUUUACUGUCAAGAUUAAACUGAUAUGCAGUGGUGCAAAAUGGGGAUCCUAUGAGGCAAACUGACCCGAAGCAGGAAACAUCUGACUGUUCAAAAGACUUAACAGCUUUAAAAGUUCCUCUUUGAAACACACCGACUGUGAGGAUAAAUGCCCAAUUUGGUUUAAUGGGUUUAUUGAACUGUAAAGCUCCACAAUCCAACACCUCUUUGCAGCAGAAUCGCAGCACAAAACUAUUUUUUUUUGUCCUAUGUGGUUCCAGAAACAGAAGAAAAUUGGCAAUAUAUGUGUAUUGAUUUCUCUUAGUGAAAAUUAUUAUCAGUAAUCUUCCAAAGGCGAGUACAUUUUCAUGUUAACCGAAGCUCUAGUGGGAAGACAAGCCUCUUCCAGUAAGAUCUGGGUUCAACUUAACUGGUUUCCUUUUUAUAAAGCAGAUGAAGUUGAUGUGAGGGAUGUACCAAAACAUUAGCAUAGCAGCCGGCUCCGCUUGUUCUCUCUGAAAUAUCCCUACAGUGGUUUUCAGAGCUGUUAUUGAAACCGUCAGAUUUAGAGUGGUGGCCCAAGUGCAACGUUUGACUUCAUUUGCCUGUCGCCACCUUGAACAUGCCUAGCUCUCCUUCUUUUGCCAGUCUCUCUUAUCUGCUCCAGGGUUGAGAUAUUUGUUAUUUUGUGUGUUUUUUUUUUUGUUUUUUUUAUGUUUUUAUACGAUUCUAUAUAUCUGAUUCGGAGCAGCGCAGCCCGCUAGUAUCAGUGAUGCGGUGAAACAAACUGGCCUUCUCCCUUCAUAGACUGUUGCCGAUGUGACAGUAAUGAGAACAGGCGCAAAUGUCUUUCAGCGUAUUAAUAUUGGCUGUACAAAAAUAGAGUUUGUAUUUAUUGUGUACAAAAGUUAAUUAAUAAAAAAUGUUUAAAACA